AUGGAAAAUGAAGUGUUUUCUUUCCAAGAGUUUGGAUUCCAUGGAGUUGAAGCUAAAUUUAGUUGUUCUGAUAAAAUGGUGGAGAGUAUGGAAGAAGAAAAUGGUGGGAAACAAUUCAAUUUUAAUGGAGAAGAAGAUUGGUGUCCUGACUUUGGUUUCUAUAAAGAGGACUCAUCAGAGGAAGGAUUCCUUCUCUUCAAGUAUCAACAACAAGAAGAUUCUGGGUCUCUUGAUGACCAGCACUUCGAUAUUGUCUCACCACCGCUUCAAACAUGUCUGGAGGAAAUUCAAAAGCUUGGUGAAUUCACAACACUAAUUCCACAAGUUGUACCCAGGAAGGAAAAGCGGCAGCCAUUUUCUCUUGCCUCACUCGAGCUCCUAAACAACUUUGGAAAUGGGUUCAAACGGCUGCAUGGGGAUAGCAAAAUUGAGCCAAGCAAUGACAUGCCAUGCGCAAAGGUGGAGGAAGGCCGGAAAUUGUCGACCGAGGAAGUCAUGAGGCUAGCUGGAGCAAAUUUCAUCCAGUCCUCCUCUUCCCAAACAGCUGAUGUUUCCAUGCUUAGCCAUCCUUUUGAUUCUUCCUUCUAUGGCCUCUCCAAUGAAGAGACCAAAGAUGUGGCGCUUGUUGAAUUCCUUUUCUCUUCUGCUGAGAAAGUAGGGUGUCAGCAGUUCGACCGGGCAAGCAGGCUGCUCAGCCAGUGUGAUGACUGGUGUUCCAAUACAGGGAACCCUGUUCAGCGAGUGGUUUACUAUUUCUCUAAAGCUCUCCGGGAGAAGAUUGAUCGAGAAACAGGAAGAAUCACAUCAAAGGACUUGGGAAAAAGACUGUGUUUUGAUGUGGAUGAGGCAAUGAUGAAUUCAGAUCACGCCAUUCUUGCGUCUCAUGAAGGUAUUCCCUUCUCUCAGAUUUCACAAUUUUCUGGUAUCCAAGCAAUUGUGGAAAGCAUGGCUGAGGCAAGGAAGAUUCACAUAGUUGAUCUAGCUAUUCGGAAUGGGAUGCAGUGGACAGUCUUAAUGCAAGCUCUUGCAACUCGAUAUGAAUGCCCUCUUGAGCUUCUCAAGAUUACUGCUGUUGGAACAACUUCAAAACAUAUAAUUGAAAGAACAGGUAAGCGGUUGGCAAGUUUUGCAGAGACCAUGAACAUAGCCUUUUCUUUUAAGGUAGUUAUGGUAUCAGACAUGUUGGAUCUCAAAGAACAUCUUUUUGGGGUAGAAGCUGAUGAAAGAGUCGCUUUCUACUCUGAAUACUUCCUGAGGAGCAUGAUUCUAGAGCCAAAGCGGUUGGAAUCUAUAAUGGGUGUUGUCAGAAGUAUCAAUCCAUGCAUAAUGGUUGUCACUGAGGUUGAGGCAAACCACAAUUCACCUGCUUUUGUGAACCGUUUCAUUGAAGCCCUUUUCUUCUUCAGUGCAUACUUUGAUUGCCUAGAAACUUUUAUGAAAAGGAAUGAUCCAAACAGAAUGAUCAUAGAAUCAUUAUUCUUUGGUGAGGGAAUCAGAAGUAUAGUGGCUGAAGAGGGAGAGGGAAGGAAGAUUCGACAUGUAAAGAUUGAUGUCUGGAGAGCAUUUUUUGCCUGGUUUGGAAUGGUGGAUACAGAAUUAAGCAUGUCAUCGUUGGACCAAGCACGCCUGGUGAUUAAGAAAUUUGAUUGUGAGAAGUCUUGCACGCUUGAUAUGAAUGGGAAAUGCCUGAUUAUUGGGUGGAAGGGUACACCAAUUCAUUCUCUUUCUGUCUGGAAAUUCCUUUGACAAUACUUUUGCCUUUUUACAACCCUGUUUUAUUUAACUUGACAAUUAUGUGAAAGAUGC
This is a messenger RNA of Corylus avellana, 1806 nucleotides long. RefSeq lists its product as uncharacterized. Lineage: Eukaryota; Viridiplantae; Streptophyta; Magnoliopsida; Fagales; Betulaceae. The record is from RefSeq and is a predicted model, not a curated record.